Messenger RNA from Entrophospora sp. SA101, 1716 nucleotides. Lineage: Eukaryota; Fungi; Glomeromycota; Glomeromycetes; Entrophosporales; Entrophosporaceae. The record is from the annotation of a GenBank genome assembly.
AUGGCCUCAGAAACAAAGAGCCGUAAACCUGCAAAUACCGCCUUUAAACAACAACGAUUAAAAGCGUGGCAACCUAUUCUUGCACCAAAUACAGUUUUACCAACUCUUUUUAUCGUUGGAAUCAUCUUUGCGCCACUUGGUGGUUUAUUGUUAUGGGCUAGUAACAAUGUAUCUGAAAUUAGCUUUGAAUAUACAUUUUGUGAUUCAACAGCUCCAGUUUAUCCAAUUUUUGAACCAAUGCCAUCUAAAUAUAUUCAAACUUCAUUUCCUGGAGCGAAUUCAGGAUCUGUUGGAUCAACACAAUGGAGUCGUCAAGUUGUUGUACCACUUCAAUCUAACCCCCAAAAGAUACCUUAUUGGGGUUGUAGAAUAAGAUUUGGUAUACCAAACCAACUGGAGCCUCCAGUCUUUUUUUAUUAUUAUUUAACAAAUUUUUACCAAAAUCAUAGACGUUAUGUCAAAAGUUUCGAUUCUGAUCAAUUGAAAGGUGUGGCUGUUAGUCCAUCAACUUUACAAAAAAGUGAUUGUAAACCAAUGGCCGUUACACCUGAUGGUCUUCCAAUUUAUCCUUGUGGCUUGAUUGCUAAUUCCCAAUUCAAUGAUACAAUCAGUAAUCUCUCACUUUUAAGUGAAUCAAAUUUUGAUGUUGUUGAAGAAUCAUAUAACUUUAAUCAAAGUGGUAUAGCAUGGCCAUCUGACAGACAAAAAUAUGGCAAAACAACUUAUGAAUACAGUAAAAUACGUCCGCCGCCCAAUUGGGUUGACAGAUAUCCUAAUGGUACAUACACAGAUGAAUAUCCACCACCUGACCUUUCAAAUGAUGAACCUUUUCAAGUCUGGAUGCGAACAGCCGGUCUACCUAACUUCAGAAAGCUUUAUGGUAAAAAUGAAAUAGAGCCAUUGAAAGCUGGAACCUAUGAAGUUUUAAUUGAAUACAAAUUUCCUGUUACUAGAUAUGGUGGAACUAAAUCAUUUGUAAUUUCUACUGUAUCAUUCCUUGGUGGUAAAAAUCCUUUCUUGGGAUAUGCUUAUAUUGGAGUUGGUGUGGCUGUUAGUCCAUCAACUUUACAAAAAAGUGAUUGUAAACCAAUGGCCGUUACACCUGAUGGUCUUCCAAUUUAUCCUUGUGGCUUGAUUGCUAAUUCCCAAUUCAAUGAUACAAUCAGUAAUCUCUCACUUUUAAGUGAAUCAAAUUUUGAUGUUGUUGAAGAAUCAUAUAACUUUAAUCAAAGUGGUAUAGCAUGGCCAUCUGACAGACAAAAAUAUGGCAAAACAACUUAUGAAUACAGUAAAAUACGUCCGCCGCCCAAUUGGGUUGACAGAUAUCCUAAUGGUACAUACACAGAUGAAUAUCCACCACCUGACCUUUCAAAUGAUGAACCUUUUCAAGUCUGGAUGCGAACAGCCGGUCUACCUAACUUCAGAAAGCUUUAUGGUAAAAAUGAAAUAGAGCCAUUGAAAGCUGGAACCUAUGAAGUUUUAAUUGAAUACAAAUUUCCUGUUACUAGAUAUGGUGGAACCAAGUCAUUUGUAAUUUCCACUGUAUCAUUCCUUGGUGGUAAAAAUCCUUUCUUGGGAUUCGCUUAUAUUGGAGUUGGUAUUCUUUGUGUGCUACUUGGAUGUGCAUUUACUGCUAGACAUUUAUACAAACCAAGAAAACUGGGUGAUCAUGCUUAUUUGUCUUGGAAUAAUCCUACGCCUACAAACAACCAAUAA